Messenger RNA from Nothoprocta perdicaria, 1873 nucleotides. RefSeq names its product xylulokinase (gene XYLB). Gene Ontology annotation, cellular component: cytosol. The transcript is spliced from 20 exons. Gene Ontology annotation, molecular function: D-xylulokinase activity. Bases 156 to 1670 code for a protein of 504 amino acids. Lineage: Eukaryota; Metazoa; Chordata; Aves; Tinamiformes; Tinamidae. The record is from RefSeq and is a predicted model, not a curated record. Gene Ontology annotation, biological process: xylulose metabolic process; D-xylose metabolic process.
UCAGCACCCAGCAGCUGAAAGUCAUUGCUGUUGAUGAACAGCUGAGAGUCGUUUAUGAGGAUAAUAUUCAAUUUGACAAAGACCUUCCGGAAUUUAAGACUCAAGGUGGAGUUUAUGUUCACAGUGACAGACUAACAGUCACUUCUCCUGUGCUCAUGUGGGUCAAGGCUCUGGAUAUGAUUUUGGAAAAGAUGAAGUCUUCUGGAUUUAAUUUCUCUCAAGUGAGAGCCUUGUCUGGUGCUGGUCAGCAACAUGGGAGUGUAUAUUGGAAAAAAGGAAGUGCUGAUGUUUUAAAAAAUGCAUCAUGUGAACUACCUUUACAUCAGACCCUAAAGGAUUGUUUUUCCAUCAGUGACAGCCCCAUCUGGAUGGAUUCCAGUACAGCUUCCCAAUGCAGCUCUCUGGAGAAGGCCGUUGGAGGAGCACAACAUCUGGCUAAUAUCACAGGUUCUCGAGCCUAUGAGCGUUUUACAGGAAACCAGAUAGCAAAGAUUUACAGCCAGAAUCCUGAGGUCUACAUGCAAACAGAGAGAAUCUCUUUGGUUAGUAGUUUUGCAGCUUCCCUUUUUCUAGGAGCGUAUGCAGCCAUCGAUUACAGUGAUGGUUCUGGGAUGAAUUUGCUGAAGAUUCGUGAAAAGGAAUGGUCCAAGUCCUGCCUUGAUGCUUGUGCACCUGGAUUAGCUGAGAAACUAGGAUGCCCUGUGCCAUCCCACUCAGUCCUGGGGCCUAUUUCUCCUUAUUAUAUUAAGCGUUAUGGGUUUAGCCCAGACUGUAAAAUAGUAGCAUUUACAGGAGACAAUCCAGCAUCAUUGGCAGGGAUGAGACUUCAAGAAGGAGAUAUUACAAUUAGCCUUGGCACAAGUGACACAUUGUUUCUUUGGAUCCAAGAACCAACUCCUGCCUUAGAAGGUCAUAUCCUCUGCAACCCCGUUGAGUCACAAGCAUAUAUGGCACUUUUAUGUUUUAAGAACGGGUCUCUAAUGAGAGAGAGGAUCAGAGAUGACUGUGCUUCAGGCUCCUGGGAUGAAUUCUCCAAAGCCCUAACGUCAACUGUUGCUGGAAACAAUGGAAAUUUGGGUUUCUACUUUGAUGUGAUGGAAAUUACUCCUGAAGCUGUUGGGAUUCACAGAUUCAACCGAGACAACCAAAAGGUUUCGGACUUUCCAAAGGAGGUGGAGAUACGAGCAUUGAUCGAAGGGCAGUUCAUGGCCAAGAGGAUUCAUGCUGAAAAGCUGGGAUAUAGAGUCAUGCCACAAACGAGGAUUUUGGCUACCGGUGGAGCAUCCCACAAUAAAAAGAUCCUGCAGGUCCUGUCUGACGUGUUCAACGCACCAGUGUACACUAUGGAUACCGCCAAUUCUGCUUGUUUAGGAAGUGCUUACAGAGCAAUCCAUGGGCUUGUGGCUGAGACUGGUGUGUCCUUGGCUGAUGUUGUGAAAUUAGCACCAGAAUCUAGACUGGCUGUGACACCAACCGUGGGGGCUGAGGAGGACUGCAUCUCCCUGUCCAUCCAAUUUUGUUCUGUUGGGUUUCGAGGCUUUCACUUAAAUGACGGUUCUUUUUAUAAACUUCAAAGUCAUCCUGAGCUCUACCGUCCACUUCUAAAGAGAUAUGCAGAGCUUGAACAGAAGGUGAUCUACAACCCAACCUCUUCUUGUCUGGCAAAAUAACAAAAUUCAGAAGUUGGCCGAAGAGUGGACUACCAAGGAGGAGUUCAGAAGAGAUUUGAUCAGAAUUUACUGGAGAUUUUAAAGCAUUCUGUUUCAUUUUGUGUCUUAAAAUAGUAUUAUGAAUAUUUUUUGAAUGUAUUUUUGAGGAUGUUGGAGGAAAAGUUACGUUAAGAUUGAAAAUCUGAUUAAAUAGCAUCACAUUG